ACCUGUCAGACUUUUUAUUUUUGGGAAAGUAGAAAUUUAUUCAUGAUUUUUGCAUUUUUGUAUCGCCUCAACAAAAAAUAAGAAACAAUUUAUCAAUUUUUACCAAAAAAUAUGCUAACUGAAAUACGAAUACGACCACGUCAGGUCCUAUUACUCAUCAUAAUCUUCUUUGGUGCUCUAAUAGUAGUACAUCGCAAUGCAAAACAAUGUUCAUUGCCCGAAAAUCUUCAAAAGUUUUAUGCCAAUAAUCAUCUUCCGACCAUUUAUGCCAUCACACCAACUUAUGCUCGUCCAGCACAGAAAGCUGAACUUACCAGACUGUCACACAUUUUCAUGCUUGUUCCGAAUCUUCACUGGAUUCUAGUCGAAGAUGCCAACACAACGAGCACUCUUGUUCGCAAGUUACUAAUUCGAGCUGGUCUAGAGAAAAGAUCAACUCAAUUGAAUAUAAAAACUCCUGCAGCUUUCAAGUUAAAAAACAAAGAUCCAAAUUGGAUAAAGCCCCGAGGAGUGGAACAACGUAAUUUAGCUCUCCAAUGGAUUCGAUCCAAUGUCAAACCCGAUCAAGAACAUGGUAUUAUAUUUUUCAUGGAUGACGACAACACUUACAGCGUUGAGCUGUUCGAAGAAAUGUGUAAAAUUGAAAGAGGGAAAGUUGGAGUGUGGCCUGUGGGCCUUGUCGGUGGGUUAAUGGUAGAGAAACCAAUUCUAAACAGUGACAAUCAAGUAGUUGGCUUCAACUCAGCUUGGCGACCAGAAAGACCAUUUCCAAUAGACAUGGCAGGUUUUGCUGCUAGUGCGGACUUGUUCUUCAAAUUCCCCGAAGCAGUUUUUUCGUAUGAAGUCCAGAGAGGCUAUCAGGAAAGUGAGAUUCUGCGACACCUUACAGUGGUCACUGAUUUGCAACCAUUAGCAAAUUUGUGCACAGAUGUUCUCAUUUGGCAUACAAGGACAGAAAAAACUAAAUUAUCAGCUGAAGAAGCAUUGAUAAAGAAAGGACAACAUUCAGAUGUGGGAAUGGAAGUUUAAGACAUUUUUAGAUUGCGUCGAUCUGCUCAUCUUUAACUACAGACGGCUGUGAGAUUACUCCUGGUUUGUUCAAUUGUAUUUCUUUUAUUUUACCUAAGUAUGUCGCUCUCUGUGUUUAAGAUAAGUGGAAUGAGGAAGUUUCCUGGUUUUUUGUUAUCAUUUUAUUUUUAUUCCAGACAUUUUAUCGGUUGAUAUUUGCGUUGGAGUAAAUCGAUUAUUUUUUUGAAACGACAUAAAUUAUAGAAUUUUUAUGUAAAUAAUUUACUUUGAACAAAUUUUAUUUAUAUGUAUUUAUUUAAGAGUUUCAAUGCAACGAAAAAAAUACUGAGCUGAAGGUUUAUUGGAAAUGAAAAUGGAGAAUUAAUUAAGUCGAAUCCAAAAUAUUUUUUCAUUUUCUCAGUGAAUGUUAGGAAUUAUUUUCAAGUUAUUGAAAUUGUUGAUGAUUUUAGAAUUUAAUGGGUUGGGUACGAUUGACCGCGUUUUAAAAUCUCAUUUUUUAAAUCUCGCAUCUUAAAAUCCCGCAUUUUGAAAUCUGUUAUAUCGAAAUUUCGGAAUUGCAAAAUCUCGCACAUCGAAAGCUCGCAACAUUAAAAUUUCGCAAACUAAAAUCCCGAAAUUUAUAAUCUCGCAUUGAAAUAAAACACUUAUUAAUUCGUGCUUAAUUUAAUUAAUAAAUAUUUUAUUUCAAUGCGAGAAUCGGGCAGAUUUAUACUAGCUAAGCAUAGUACAGAACCUCUCUCUUUUGUUUUUUUUUUUUGCUUGUUUUGAAAAGAAGAAUAGAAAAGGUAAAGGCUGGUUACCUGUCAGGUGCUUAUGCCAGUUGUUCAUAGUGUUCAAGAUCAACUGGAGAUGUAUGAGUGUCGGUAAACAUCGACCAAAAUAAGGCGUCUUAGUCAGAUCUAACUGAUGAGCCCACUGUCGUACCUGAGCGAAACGCUUUAAAAAUUUGGAGUUGAGGUCACUUCAACUUUAAAAUUAAAAGGACUUAAUUUAUGUAAAUUUGUCAUAUACGACCAUCCGUGUUCAUUUAAUCUGCUGCUUACACAUUUUAUUGCCAAAAAAGCAAUUUAAAUUGCACUCAAAACUAAUUCUUGUUUGAUGCGAGAUUUUGAUGUACUAGCGAGAUUUUUUUCUUGAAUUGCGAGAUUUUAGUUUUCAGGAUUUUUUAAAAGCGAGAUUUUCUUAUGUAGGAUGUUUAAAAUGCGAAGUUUUAUUUUGUGUGAUUUUUUCAAAAAUGCGAGAUUUCGUUAUAAGAGAUUUAAGUUUGCGAUCAAUCGCACCGCUCCCGAAUUUAAUUUUUUUACUUUUUGGUGAGCACUGCCAUUUGCGGAAUUGAUUUGCAUUACUUUACUUACAUACUUACGAUGACCAACGCUUUAAGGCGGCGCUAUUGUGCAGUUAGGCCUUAACCAACUUACUUCUCCAGACACCUCUUUUCUUAGCUAGCUGCUUCCAGUUUCGCACGCCAAGUUGAUUGAGGUCCCCUUCCAUUUGCGUGUGGCACCUUUGACUAGAUCUUUCUCUUUCUAUUGUGCCAUUCUUUUGGGUUGGAGUUAAUAACUUUGAGAGCCGGAGCAUUGUUGUUCCUGCGCUCAUCAUGAUCUGGGCAUGUCAGUCGCUGAACCUUUACUUGUUUAUCUUGAUAAAUGCCCAAGCACCACCCAGCAAACAUUUUUCUGAAGGUUCAGACUUUCAUCACCAAAAAUUAUUCCAAUUAAGUGAAUGAAUUGUGAAUUCCUACGCAAAACUCACUUUUUAUUUAUUUUUCAUCAUUUAAGUGAACUAAUACUGAAUAAUACCUUCAUUUAAAUGAAUCAUAAUGCAAUCAUAAU
This is a messenger RNA of Episyrphus balteatus (marmalade hoverfly), 2861 nucleotides long. It is a transcript of the gene GlcAT-I, whose product is annotated as galactosylgalactosylxylosylprotein 3-beta-glucuronosyltransferase I. The coding region runs from base 112 to 1029 and encodes 305 amino acids. NCBI's taxonomy places the organism in Eukaryota, Metazoa, Arthropoda, Insecta, Diptera, Syrphidae. The record is from RefSeq and is a predicted model, not a curated record. Gene Ontology annotation, molecular function: galactosylgalactosylxylosylprotein 3-beta-glucuronosyltransferase activity. Gene Ontology annotation, biological process: carbohydrate metabolic process; chondroitin sulfate proteoglycan biosynthetic process. The transcript has 2 exons. Gene Ontology annotation, cellular component: Golgi membrane.